Phycomyces blakesleeanus NRRL 1555(-) is the source of this 1272-nucleotide messenger RNA. RefSeq lists its product as hypothetical. The transcript is spliced from 2 exons. The record is from RefSeq and is a predicted model, not a curated record. Gene Ontology annotation, molecular function: protein binding. Gene Ontology annotation, cellular component: SCF ubiquitin ligase complex. NCBI's taxonomy places the organism in Eukaryota, Fungi, Mucoromycota, Mucoromycetes, Mucorales, Phycomycetaceae. Gene Ontology annotation, biological process: SCF-dependent proteasomal ubiquitin-dependent protein catabolic process. The coding region runs from base 1 to 1272 and encodes 423 amino acids.
AUGGUGGUAUUUAACGACUUUUGUAUUAUACUUCCAUAUGAUAUCAUACAAUCCAUUCUGUCUCAAUUGGACCUUAAGGAUAUAUUGGUGUGUUUGCAAGUAAGCAAAACAUGGAGGGAUAUAACUCUUGAUACUCCUUGUCUAUGGUAUGAUCUGGAUUAUGAAUCCAUCAAUAUCUCUCCUUGCUUUGAUUUCCGUCUAUCUUCCGCACGACGCUUAACACUAGCUAAAGGCACCACCCAAGAACUCAUAACACGGACCUUUGAUACUAUAAUAUCAUCUAAUUGCCAUUCGUUCCGAACACUAGAACUUAGUAUGCCAUGCGACAUUGGAAUUCUCUUCAAGACAAUAGAGUCUCUCAGAUCAAGUCUUACUCAUCUCCGAUUGGACAACACUUCCCUACCUCUCGAUAUUUGCUUUAAUACUCUCUUACCAAUAACUCAACUAACUCACCUCAGUCUGCGACAUUGUGCUUGGUCUUCAAAACGUACCUUUAUCAAUGAUCCAAAAUCAUCCCAAUUGCUUUCUCUAAAAGUCCUCGAUCUAUCUUAUCUUGACUGGCGCUAUGUUCGUAGUGGCUGUCUUGUUAGUGUUUUGAGGAGGUGUCGCUAUCUACAACAACUGGUCCUAUAUGGUAUCCGAAUUGACGCGUUUUGCCCAAUACUUCGCCUUAUGGAAGAGUCAUGGCCCGAUCUUCAAGGUUUUCACUAUGAUCCCUACACCAAUCUACUAGAUCACACUUGGCUUCCUAGCUCUAACAAUGUCAAGCAGCUGUCAUUACGGACAUGUAAAGUACGCUCAGAUGUUCUCUCCGAUGACUUAGUCAAUUCUGUGGCCCGUAUAUCCCACCAUUCCCUUUACAAACUGGACAUCAGUCGCAACUGGCAUCUCACCGACAGAUCUUGCUCUGUGUUUGCUAGUUUUGGAUUGCCUUGUCUCAGAGAACUCAGCUUAUUUCAUUGUUCUUGCCUUAGUGAGUCCGGCUUGAGUGCUUUGUUAUUGGCAUGUCCAGUAUUGACUUUCGUUGAUAUGUCUUAUUGUCAAGGUGUUACGGAUCAAGUUGUAAACGUGUUAAGUAAACUGGUUCUUGUCCAGUAUGUAAAUAUGUCGAGUUGUCCUUAUAUCACUUCAAGUAGUGUAAUGUCACUUGUGAAUCAGAACCAAAAGUUGAAGCAAUGUUUGGUUGAUAAUUGCAGUUUAGUGAUAAGAGAAAAAUUGGUAUGUUUUGUAAAAACGCUGAUGAGAGAAAUUCGAUUAUUCUUCCAAGAAUAA